Molecule: messenger RNA, 1687 nt
Organism: Neogale vison (American mink)
Lineage: Eukaryota; Metazoa; Chordata; Mammalia; Carnivora; Mustelidae
Gene: SYF2
Product: SYF2 pre-mRNA splicing factor
Exons: 7
Coding region: 41-781 (246 amino acids)
Cellular component (GO): Prp19 complex; catalytic step 2 spliceosome; post-mRNA release spliceosomal complex
Source: RefSeq, a predicted model, not a curated record
GGUAGGUGUUAUUGUCGGAAGUGGCGAGAGAGAGAUUGUGAUGGCGGCUGCGAUUUUAGCUGAGAAGGUGCCGGUGGACAGCGCAGAAGAGAGGGAGCAGCCCCUGGCGGCUGCCGCGGAACUGGCUGCCCAGAAGCGCGAACAGAGGCUGCGCAAAUUCCGGGAGUUGCACCUGAAGCGGAAUGAAGCUCGUAAAUUAAAUCACCAGGAAGUUGUUGAAGAAGAUAAAAGACUUAAGUUACCUGCUAACUGGGAAGCCAGAAAAGCUCGUCUAGAAUGGGAGCUACAGGAAGAAGAAAAGAAGAAGGAAUGUGCGGCUAGAGGGGAGGACUAUGAGAAAGUGAAGCUGCUGGAGAUCAGUGCAGAAGAUGCAGAAAGAUGGGAGAGGAAGAAGAGGAGGAAAAACCCCGACCUGGGGUUCUCAGAUUAUGCUGCUGCCCAGUUACGCCAGUAUCAUCGGCUGACCAAGCAGAUCAAACCUGACAUGGAAACCUAUGAGAGACUGAGAGAAAAACAUGGAGAAGAGUUUUUCCCAACAUCCAACAGCCUUCUUCAUGGAACACACGUGCCUUCCACAGAAGAGGUUGACAGGAUGGUCAUGGAUCUGGAAAAACAAAUUGAAAAACGAGACAAGUAUAGCCGGAGACGUCCUUAUAAUGAUGAUGCAGACAUCGACUACAUUAAUGAAAGGAAUGCCAAAUUCAACAAGAAGGCAGAAAGGUUCUAUGGGAAAUAUACAGCUGAAAUUAAACAGAAUUUGGAAAGAGGAACAGCAGUGUAAUCCCUUUAGAAACUGUUUUCAGAAGCUUUGAGAAUGCUGGGAAAUUGAAGUUCUCUUCAGAUUUCUACCAGGAAACCAGGACUCCUGUCUACUAUGCCUUCCCACUCAGCAUUUAGAAAUAAAUGUUUUUUCUUAAAUGUACACUUCCAUGUAUAUUUCCGCAUUUCUGUGCUUGGAUAUAAGAUGUAUUUUAAGAGGUAGUGUACUUUGUAAAAAAUCUACUUUGUAUGAAUACUAAUUAUUUUUCUAUGUAUUUUAAAUGGGUAGGAUUAUUUAAUCUUUGAAGCAUCUUGGGCUUAAGAUUGUUGGCAUCAUACAUAAAUGCAGUCAUUGUUGCUUUGAAUGUUAGGAAUUUGACGAAAGCUAGAGCUGGACUCAACAACUUUUUGAGGUUAUAGACUCGGAAGCUAAGUAUAGCAAGGAGGAACAUGGCCGUGGCUACUGGUGGGCUGUUUCUCUCUACCCAUGGCCUUUUAUGACCAAGUUCAGGAAGCAGCAGAACUAUCUUCCUGUGAUUAUUGACCAUGUACAGUUCCUUUUAUAAAAAGCAGAUAGAGAAUCCCUAUGAAGCACUAGCAUUUAAAACAAGAAUUUAUAUAUUUGUAUAUAUAUAUGCAAGAUUAUGUGCUUUCAUUGAAUAAACAUUAAAAUUUUUUUGAUUAUGGGGAAGUCAAAACAGUCAAAAGAAGACUGAGUACAAUGAAUCCCAUAUACCCAAUACCUGUCUUCAGUAAUCAACUCUUGGCCAGUCUUGUUUCAUCUUCAUUUCUAUCUCCUUUCCCCUCCAUGAGUCCCAUGUUAUUUUGAAGCAAAUAUUAAAUGUAUAAUUUUGCCUAUCAGUAACUGAAAGAUAAGACCACUAUACUAUUAUACAACGAUAUUUUAAUAAAAAAGUCCAGAGAGAAA